AUGGAGAGAAAUCAACUGUACAGGCAAGUUGCCCUCAUGAAGCAGUCCCUGUUUGAUCAGGGGUUUCUUGAUGAGCAAUUUAUUCAGUUGGAGGAACUGCAGGACGAUGCUAAUCCAAACUUUGUAGAGGAAAUUGUUACCUUGUUUUACAGAGAUUCAGCCAGAAUAAUCCUUAAUAUACAGCAAGCACUGGAGAGGAGUCCUCUUGAUUAUAAUAGUUUGGACAGCUAUAUGCACCAGCUCAAGGGAAGUAGUUCAAGCAUUGGAGCCAAAAAGGUGAAAGAUGAAUGCACGCAGUUCAGGGAAUACUGCAAGGCAGGAAAUGGAGAAGGAUGCAUGAGGACAUUCCAGCGAUUGAAGAUGGAACAUGCAGCGCUCAAGAAGAAGCUUGAAACUUAUUUUCAGCUAGCAAGACAGGCAGGGCCAAUUGAGACAGCAUGUCACAGGGAGUAAGGAAAUUACAAAGCAGAGAUGUGGUGGUGCUGGCGGUGAAUCUUGUACUGAAUGUUUGUAGACCCAAAACUUUAAAGACUAAGAUAGUUCCAUCAAAACAUGUGUAAGAAACGGGAAAAUAAGAUUGAAGGGUAUCGUUUGCUUGGCACCUGUGGGUGUCUUCCCUGAUAUUAAGAAAAUAGAUUUCCAGGCUAAUAUAUGACAUUACAAUCUUCCAAA
Malania oleifera is the source of this 672-nucleotide messenger RNA. RefSeq names its product histidine-containing phosphotransfer protein 4. The transcript is spliced from 6 exons. The coding region runs from base 1 to 453 and encodes 150 amino acids. The record is from RefSeq and is a predicted model, not a curated record. Lineage: Eukaryota; Viridiplantae; Streptophyta; Magnoliopsida; Santalales; Ximeniaceae. Gene Ontology annotation, molecular function: protein histidine kinase binding; histidine phosphotransfer kinase activity. Gene Ontology annotation, cellular component: nucleus; cytoplasm. Gene Ontology annotation, biological process: phosphorylation; cytokinin-activated signaling pathway; phosphorelay signal transduction system.